CCGCCCCGGCGGAGACGGGAGCUGAGCCCGAGGCAGACGCAGUCCCUCCGCGCCAUGGCCGGCCGCCGGCUCCUGGGGCUGCUCCUGGCCUUCUCCGUGGUGUUGGCCACAGGUCAUGGGGAUGACACAGAUGACUUCAACCUAGAAGAUGCUCUGUUUGACCCUGUCACCAGGCGACCCACUCCCAAGGGCCCCAGAAAGCCAGCAGGUGGGACAGACUUCGAUUUGGCUGAUUACUUUGACACACCUAUGGAGACUACCACCAAACCAACCAAGCCAACUCCCAAGCCCUUCCCCAGGCCAGGGAAGCCAGACAAUGACUUCUGGGAUGUCAUUCGCACCACCACGACCAAGCAGCCAAAAACUACAAGAGCCCCUCAUAAGCGUAACCCAGAAAAGGAUCCUAUGGAUUUUGACUUGGCUGAUGCCCUUGAUGAUAAGAACGAUAGGAAAGAUAUUGGGCAGCCGGACAUAAGGCCAGGUGAAGGAUUUUCAGACGAUGACCUGGCCAGCAUUGUGGAUGGUGGCUACAGCCCAGACAAGAAGAAGGGUGCCAGUGGCAACACCGACAACAACUACAGCGGAGUAGCAGAGACAGGGACAAUCGCCGGCAUUGCCAGUGGCCUGGCCAUGGCGCUCAUUGGGGCUGUCUCCAGCUACAUCUCCUACCAGCAGAAGAAGUUCUGCUUCAGCAUCCAGCAGGGACUGAAUGCAGAGUAUGUGAAAGGAGAAAACAUGGAAGCUGUCGUGAGCGAGGAGCCCCAGGUUAAAUAUUCAGUCCUGGAAACGCAGUCAGCAGAACCACCAAAACAAGACAGUGUGAAGAUAUAAAGUGUGACCCAGGGCUAGAAAAUAAUCAGUCAGCAGCAACAGAGAUCUUAUAUGCUUGUAAUUAAGCUUUUAAUUUAAUUUGACUCCAAAGCUAUUUAAUGUGCAUUUAAGCUUGAACUGGCUUUUUGUUGCUCUAGGCUUUAGGGUUAGACUGGUAGCAUGUGUUUAUUUUUUGUGAAGAGGUUUAUGUUUACAUCGAAGUAGUAGUGUAGGAUUGGUGUGCAGUUGUAUGGAAAUCCACAGAAGGUACUUCAGCAGUGGUCAGUUUUUCAAGAGUUUACAGGUAUGAGGACAGUGAGGUGCCUGUAAAUAGCAAUCCAAAGUCAAACCCUGCAAAGCCCUCUGCAAAGCACCUCCAGCCACCUUCUGCCAUUGGCUCUAGACAGUAUCACUUCCAAUGGCAGGAACAAAGCUGCACAUUUCCUGAGGAUAGACUGCAGUCCUUCAUGUAGCUACACCUAAAAAUGAAGUGCCUAUGGUGGGUCCUCAUGUGGGGGGCCUUGCGCUGAGCCAGGUGACUCCCUGCUCCCAAGCCAGGAGUUGAGGAUGCUUCACCACCACCACCACCCAGUGCUGGGCUUCUAACCAAAGGACCUGAUUUUCACACCAAGUCACAAAUACAGUUGAGAGUGUGUGCAGUGUUCACUUUCACCAAAUGCCAUUUGAAUGCUCCACUGUGCUGCAGAUCAGAAUGAAACUGAAGUGAUACGGUUUGUCUUAAGCUGCACCAGGGGAAGUUCAGGUUAGACAUUAGGAAAAAAUUCUUCACUGAAAGAGUGAUUGGGCACUGGAC
This is a messenger RNA of Pseudopodoces humilis (Tibetan ground-tit), 1624 nucleotides long. RefSeq names its product CD99 molecule like 2 (gene CD99L2). Lineage: Eukaryota; Metazoa; Chordata; Aves; Passeriformes; Paridae. The record is from RefSeq and is a predicted model, not a curated record.